Messenger RNA from Exophiala xenobiotica, 2076 nucleotides. RefSeq lists its product as uncharacterized. The record is from RefSeq and is a predicted model, not a curated record. Bases 153 to 2063 code for a protein of 636 amino acids. The transcript is spliced from 3 exons. Lineage: Eukaryota; Fungi; Ascomycota; Eurotiomycetes; Chaetothyriales; Herpotrichiellaceae. Gene Ontology annotation, biological process: transmembrane transport. Gene Ontology annotation, molecular function: transmembrane transporter activity.
AUUCAUCUUAGACGACUUCGUAUAGCAAAUCACUUGCUUCCCAACGUCUUCCUUGAGCUAUCAUUUGCUGCGUAACAUCCAUAUUAUGUGCUAGUAUUGCAUAUGCCAAUCUAUCUACUCCGCAUGACAUCUUCGCAGGUCGGCCUUGACGGAUGCCCUCACCGCCUACAGCUACACCUCUUCAAAGAGUGGAUCAAAAUGUAGCAGCAAACUGUGCGCCGCUCUGCGAGAUAUCUUUGGCACCAGAAGGCACCGGCAGUGAUGGACAAGGCGGCGAAAAGCCUUUUCUCCCCAGUGGCACGCGAUAUGAUGCAGGAAAAGCACCGCCCAAAUUGUCCGCCAGACCCAGCCUUGCGCCGGGACAUGCUACAGUUACUCGGCGCCACUCCUUCAUUGAUGAGGAAGAAGACGCCGUAGCGUCAACCACUGCUGUAAAUGCAUCCUUGCUUCAGUCCAAGAAAGAAGAACCGACGACGUGGAGAUCGCUCCCUAGGAAGGGCCAAUUGGCUGUUCUGACCAUCGCGAGACUGUCGGAGCCCUUAACGGAACGCUCUCUGGCGGCAUAUAUGUUCUACCAACUACGGUCGUUCAAUCCGAAUCUGCCAGAUAGCACCAUCACCAGCCAAGGAGGUAUGUUGACAGCUUCUUUCGCUGCUGCUCAAUUUGUCACUGCUGUCUGGUGGGGACGAGCAGCCGACACCCCUUGGAUAGGCCGGAAAAGAGUUCUCCUUGUUGGUCUGUUCGGCACCUGUGUAUCUUGUCUCGGCGUGGGUUUCUCGAAAUCCUUUGCUCAAGCACUGUUCUUUCGUGCUUGCGCUGGCUGCCUGAAUGGUAACGUUGGCGUCAUGAGAACUAUGAUCAGCGAGAUCAUCAAGGAAAAGAAGUACCAAUCUCGGGCAUUCCUCUUGUUACCCAUGUGCUUCAACAUUGGCGUGGUGAUAGGUCCAAUACUCGGCGGGUUUCUUGCAGACCCCAUAGCCUCGUUUCCGAAUGUUUUCGGUCCUGGUUCAGUAAUGGGCGGCAAGGACGGGGUUGGAUGGAUGAAUGCCUUUCCCUACGCGCUUCCUAACGUCGUCAGCGCCUUUUUUAUCCUUGUUUCCGCGGUCUGCCUCUUUCUUGGACUUGAUGAAACCCAUCCGGCUCUAAGAAACAAACCGGACUACGGCCGGAAACUGGGCAGGUUUCUGGUUCGCAACCUCUGCCGCAGGAGUCGAAGCGAUCCAUACGACUACGAAUACACGGAGCUCUCGAAUCAAGUCGAACUACAAGAAGCGGCAGGGCCAGAGCAAGGCGAGCAUUUCCCAGGGGACAAUGACGCCGAGGCAGGCAGACCCAAAGAGGAACCUUCACAGCAGGCAAAAUUGCCAUUCCGACGGAUCUUUUCCAAAAACGUCCUCUUGACGCUCGCCUCUCAUCACCUGCUAGCUCUGCACUUUUCAGCCUUCAACGCUCUGGUCUUCCUGUUUCUCCCGGCUCCCCGCUCAAGCAACAAGGAUGCGCAUCUCCCAUUUUCAUUUACAGGUGGGAUGGGCCUUAGCUCAGAUCGUGUCGGUCUCGCCACAGCCAUCAUCGGAGUAAUAGGCUUCCCACUGCAAAUAGCAUUGUACCCAACGCUCAAUGCCAAGCUGGGUACAUUGCCCAGCUACAAGCUGUUCCUCCCAUUCUCGAUCGCCUCAUACCUGCUUACUCCAUUCUUGGCUCUUCUGCCGAACAAGGCGUUUCUGGUCUGGCCCGCUUUGACGGUCGCGUUGGCACUACAAGUCGUCUCGCGAACCUUUGCAUUGCCCGGCUCGACCAUCCUUGUCAACAACUGCACACCUCACCCCAGUGUCUUGGGCACGAUUCAUGGCAUCGCACAAAGCGUCUCAUCCGGGGCUCGUACUGUGGGCCCUACACUCGGUGGCUGGCUCUUGGGCGUUGGACUGGGUAAUAACUGUGUCGGCGCUGUGUGGUGGGGCAUAGCAGGCGUUGCGGCUCUCAAUUGGGCGUUGUUAUGGCUCAUUCACGAAGGUGACGCAGGUGCUGCCGCGGCUGGUGUGGGCGAUACUAGUAGUCCAAGAUAAUGAGCCAUUCUAU